AUGGAUCUUAAUAAAUUAAGUACAAUAAUUGAAAAUAACACUGAAUCUGAAUUCUUAGCAAAAAAAGAGCAACAAAGUGCAAAUAUAUUUGAAAGAUCUUGCUAAAAAUGGAUUAUAGAUGAUAGGAGUGAGUAAAUCAAGUAGGGAUUGCAAGGAGAUUCAGGCCUUAAAGUAAUCAGCAGCUUUGAAGAUGUUAUCCAAAAUGCAAACUCAAAAAUAAAAUAAAAAGUGUAAAUAGAUAAUAACAACAUAAAUGAGUUAGAUAAAAGCUAAUUCUAUCAAUUUAACAUUACUUGUAGCAAGUAAAAUAAUAUGUCCAUCUUUAAUAUCAACGAUAACGAAGAAAACUCAUCUAGUGAAAAUUAAUAAAAAAAAGUAGAAGAUUAGAAAUAAUAAGUAUUGAAUAAUCAAAAUGAGAUAUAAGUUAAUAUCUGCUCAGCAACAAGAAAUAAAUAAAAUUCUAAAUAUGACGAACAUUUAAAAUAAAAUACCCGUCGAAAUACAUAAGUCAUUUAAACAAUGAGCAGAUAGAGAGAUAAGACAUGCUCUUUAUAUAUCAAUUAAAGCUAAUUUAACUAACAAAAAAUUAAAAAAGCAAACUAAUUAUAUACUAUGGUAAAUGUAAAGCUAAAAGUUUUAGAGUUUGUAAAAAAGAUGAAGCUUAUAUACAAAAACAGAAAAUUAGAUAACUUAUCUAAAUUUUAAAUUGAAGUUAUUUCAGAUAGUUGCUACUAUUUUGAAAAAGAUUUAUCAUAGAAACACUCCAUUUUUUUUAAUUUGUUCAAAAGAACUAAGAAAUUAAUUUAACAUAUCCCUAUUUUGAUUCCUACUAACAAGAUAAUAAUUCUUUUUGAUUUAUUAGGCAUUAUCUAUUUCUACUUGUUCUUUUUUUUCUUUUCAAUAUUUGCUUUCUUCAACUAAGCUGAAUUAAACUCAAACUAAUUCGCUUUUACUUGUCUUUUAAGUGUAGUCCUAAUGCUUUUAGAUAUACUUGAAUCUUUCAAUAUGGCUGUAUUUAGAAGGGAUAUCAUAAUUUUAGAAAGAGAAUUCAUAAUUAAAUCAUAUUUGCUAAGUUUUCAUUUCUUAACAGAUUUUGUUAGUCUUAUAGCUCUAUUUUCAGAGAUAGUUUCUAACCCUAACUAAAUUACUUUCAAUCCUGAAAAUAAUAUUUGGAAAUAUAUUUAAAUUGUUAUUGUAUUUGUAAAGCUCUAUGGUGUGAAGCAAAAAAUAUAAAGAAUUAAAAAUGUCAUUACGCUCAGUUAAAAUUAAAAGCAUUUCUAUAAAUUAGUUAGCUAAAUUUUUAGUGUCCUUUAAAUAGCUCACAUAUCAUGUAUAGGGUGGUAUUCAUUAACAUUUAUUCAAGAAAAUGAAAGAAAUUGGCUUUAAAAAAUUAAUUUAGAGAACAGCGCUUACCAUAUAAAGUAUAUUUACUCAUUUUACUGGGCAAUUAUUACAAUGUCAACAGUUGGCUACGGAGACAUUGUUGCAACAAACUAUAGUGAAGCCUUAUACAUAUCUAUCAACACAAUCAUUUUUAGCUGUGUAUUUGCUUUUUCAAUUAAUAACAUAGGAUAAAUCCUCCAUGAUAUUUAGAUGUCACAUUAGAAUAUUAAAAACCAAACUUAAGUUAUUGAAAAAUAUCUCAAAAGAAAGAAUGUCAACAUAUAACUUAAAACUCGUGUUAUUUAAUAUCUUUUUUUUUUAGAAGAAGAAAUAAAUAGUAAAUUAUUAAAAGAAGAAGAAUAAGUUCUCUCUAUUUUAUCUCUUAAACUUAGAGAGGAAAUCAUUUAGGAAGCAAAUUCUUAAAUACUUAAAAAAUUUAAUAUUUUUAAUUGUUUUUCUCAACAAUCAAUCAAUAAACUAGUUUUCUAAAUGAAAGAAAUAAUAGUUUCUCCUGGAGAAGUCAUAUUCUCAGAAGGAGAUAGAGAUGAUUCAAUUUAUUUGAUAACUAGCGGAUAAAUUUAGAUUUUGUAAAAUACUGCAUAAAAAAGUUGUUCAAUAUUCCAACUGAAAACAUUAUCAGAAAAUUAAAUAUUUGGUGAGAUAGCAUUUUUUUCUUAAAUGCCAAGAACAGCAACUGCAAAGAGUUUAAAUUUAUCCACACUUUACAAAAUAGAAAGAAAAGAUUUUAUUGAAAUAGUUUAACAAAAUCAAAUGGAUUUUGAAGUUUUUAAAUCAAUUUAACAUUAAAUUUUACUCAAUUAUGAUUUCAAAUAAAUAUAAACUAAAUGCUAUUCUUGCAAUUCUAGCAAUCAUAUAAUCUAAAAAUGCCCGAUUGUCCAUUAAGCUUUUGAUUGCUAGUUAAUAAACUUAAAAAAUAAUUAUCACACAUAAUAAGUGAGACAGAAAUUCAAUAGACAAAAUAUAAGAAUAUACUAAGCAAAAAAUUUAGCAGGUCUAAAUAUAUAAAUACAAAAUUAGUUAAAAAUGGAUUUAGAAUACUAGAAUUUUUUUAAUUCUGAACUUGAAUUAAGUUAGUAAUUUGCAUCAAAUAUUUAAAUGGAAGAAUCAAAACUACAUGGAUGUAUUAACGAAAAUAGUUAGUUAUAUUUUAAUUAACUAAAUGAUUUUAAUAACACAUUAAAUAAUUGUGAAUAAGUUACAAAGAGUAAAAACUUAAUUUAAAUAGAUUAAUAGUAUAUUAAUCCUACUAAAAAUCAAUCUCAAAACGUAGCUAAUAAAGUUUUAGGAGAUUUAAGUUUAAGAAACAAUACCAUUAAUGAAGGCAUUUAAUUUGAAAAAGAGUAAGAUUUUUAAUAAGGACUUGGAUAGGAUGAAGUAUCAUUUAGCCACUUUCAUUCUUUAGGCGACAUUUGUAAUAAAAAUGAUGGUAUCUCAUCUAAUUCAAAAAUAUCUAUUCAUAAAAGUAAAAAAAAAUCGACUAUUUUAAAGAAUUAUAAUUACAUAGAUAACAUUUAAGUUGAUAAAAUUCAAUCUUGUUCUACUAAUUAAUUUGAAUAGGAAUCAAUCAAUUUGUCCGCAAAUCUAAUUACAGAAUCUCAUUAUUCACAGGAUUAAAAGUUUCAUAAAUAUUUACCAAGCUAUGCUUCUUUAUAACUUUAUCCAGAGGAUAAAAAAAAUAAAAUAAUCAGCUCCAAAACUCAAGAAAAUAAGAUAAUUAAACUAUGUAAAGAUGAGUUAUAAAAUGAUUUAAAGAAUGAAUAAUCUUAGUAAAGCCAAUUAUCAAUGAUGACUACUUCUUCAAAUGGUAAAAGAGAAAAAACUACAUCUUUGGGUAGAAAAUCUUAAUUAUAAAAAGUAUUAAAAACGCAUGAUGGAGAUUAAUAAUAGACAAUGUUAGGUAAUAGACAAUCGAUUGUAGCACUAUAAAAAUUGUUUUAAUAUGAUUUUGACUUAGCAAAAAAUUACAAAUACUUUUUACCAUUUAAUAAUUACAACUUAGUUAUAAAGGAGUAUAACGCACUAUAAAAUAUAAAUUUUAAAUUAUUUUUUUCAGGAACAUAAACUUCAAAGUAGUAGAACGAUAAUGAUAAGCUAAAACCUAGACUCUCUCCUAGAUCAAGAUAUAUAUUUAUGAAGAAAUAACAAAAAAAUAAGAUUUGCUAUGGAGUAUCAACAAAAUCUUGUAACAAGAACCCCAAAGUUUUUGAUAAAAAUAUUUGA
This is a messenger RNA of Tetrahymena thermophila SB210, 3624 nucleotides long. RefSeq names its product cation channel family protein. The transcript is spliced from 7 exons. The record is from RefSeq and is a predicted model, not a curated record. Lineage: Eukaryota; Ciliophora; Oligohymenophorea; Hymenostomatida; Tetrahymenidae.